Molecule: messenger RNA, 1268 nt
Organism: Corylus avellana
Lineage: Eukaryota; Viridiplantae; Streptophyta; Magnoliopsida; Fagales; Betulaceae
Product: small ribosomal subunit protein uS2
Biological process (GO): translation
Cellular component (GO): ribosome; small ribosomal subunit
Molecular function (GO): structural constituent of ribosome
Source: RefSeq, a predicted model, not a curated record
UCACGCAUUCAAGCCCUUUUAUCCUUUUAUUAUACCCAUUACAAAACCCCGCGGCUCUCUGCCUCUUUCGCAUUCAAGCUAGGGUUUUCACUGUGCUUCUCAAACUUCUUUUCCUCGAGCAUGGCUAACAACGCCCCACCUCGCCAGCUCUCGCAGAAGGAGGCCGACAUCCAGAUGAUGUUGGCUGCCGAGGUCCACCUUGGCACCAAAAACUGCGACUACCAGAUGGAGCGUUACGUCUUCAAGAGACGUAACGAUGGUAUAUACAUAAUCAAUCUGGGAAAAACUUGGGAAAAGCUUCAGCUAGCAGCCCGGGUUAUUGUUGCCAUUGAGAACCCUCAGGACAUAAUUGUACAAUCUGCAAGGCCAUAUGGUCAAAGAGCAGUUCUGAAGUUCGCUCAGUACACAGGUGCCCAUGCUAUUGCUGGAAGGCACACUCCAGGUACCUUCACCAACCAGCUGCAGACCUCUUUUAGUGAGCCUCGGCUGCUUAUCCUGACUGAUCCAAGGACAGAUCACCAGCCCAUUAAGGAGGCUGCUCUAGGAAAUAUCCCAACAAUUGCUUUCUGUGAUACUGAUUCGCCAAUGCGGUAUGUUGAUAUUGGGAUCCCCGCCAACAACAAGGGGAAGCAUAGCAUAGGAUGUCUCUUUUGGCUUUUGGCAAGGAUGGUUCUGCAGAUGCGGGGAACUAUUCGUGCUGGGCAUAAAUGGGAUGUGAUGGUGGAUUUGUUUUUCUAUCGGGAGCCUGAGGAGGCUAAGCAGCAAGAUGAAGAAGAACCAGGUGCUGCCCAAGAUUAUCAUGCUGAUUAUUCUGGUGGCGGCGCCCUUACUGAAUGGCCUGCUCAAGGUGAAACGCAUUGGAACGCUGAUUCUGCUCAGCAAUCUAUUUCAGCAGUUCCUCUCAGUACUGCCACCUGGGCUACUCCCCCAGAACAAGCCUCUUUAACAGGGGAUUGGGAUGCGGCUCCAGCACCGCCUACACCAGCAAUGGCUCCCAUUAUUGAAGGUUCUAUUCCUCCUGCUACUGGCUGGGGUGAAUGAAAGUUUGAAAUAUUUUUUCGACAAUUAUAUCAUCCAUAAUUUUGACAGUUUUCUAAUUAUGUCAGUUGGAUUGAACUUGUUUGUCACAUCCUAGGUUUUUUUUUAGAUAUGGAGUUGCAGACAUUUGUAGCGUGCAGUGACAUAGUGUUGAUCAUUUGUCAGACAAAAAUGCAAGAUGUGUGCAGAUUCUCCAUAAGAAUGAAAAUUUUGGAAAAUUUCAUUUAUCA